AUGAUGCGUUUGCGUACCCAUCGCAAGGAUUGGGCAUUGCCCAAACAAGAAAGCAGUGUAGCUCCACCACAUGUGUGGAGUAACGCCGAUCAAGACCCAGUUCCCCCGGAGAAAUGGACAUGGACCGGCUGGACUUUCACACAAUACUGGCUGUCAGACCUGGUCACUGUAUCAACGUGGUCGGCGGCCAGCUCGGCAUAUGCAUCUGGUCUAUCCGCCACAGACACAGUGACUUUAACCUUAGUCGCAGCGCUAUGCAAUGCCAUCCCAACAGUCCUCAAUGGAGCCGUGGGAGCUGAUCUGCAUAUCGCAUUUCCUGUCGCUAUUCGUGCCAGCUAUGGUACAUAUUUUGGAUAUUUCUGUGUGGCAUCGCGUGCUAUGCUGGCUCUGUUUUGGUUCGGCAUUCAGAGCUCGUAUGGAGGGCAAUGCGUGACCGCAAUGAUUACAGCCAUAUGGCCCAAUUACGCACACCUUCCUAAUCAUCUGCCAAAGUCGGCCGCUAUUACGACGCAGGGCAUGGUUUCCUAUGUUGUUUAUCAUGUCAUUCAAACACCAUUCCUCUUCAUUCCCACUCAUAAGCUCCAAUAUAUAUUCAUUUUCAAGUCUAUGCUCGUGCCACCCAUGGCAUUGGCUACGGUGAUCUGGAUUUCCGUGAAGGCAGGGGGUGGCGACGCUAUAUUCAAGCAGCCACCCACUGUUCAUGGCUCGGAGCGUGCAUGGUUGUGGCUCAUGAACAUGACCUCAAUCACAGGUGGCUUUUCGACACUGGCGGUCAACAUUUCAGACUUCUCCCGCUUUAGCAAGAAGCGUGGGAGCCCUGUAUGGCAACUACCAAUGAUUCCCCUGUUCAAGGUUAUUACCGGUCUUUUCGGUAUCAUAGCCGCCGGUGCGUCCAAACAACUAUACGGUACCAUUCUAUGGAGCCCACUAGAAAUAAUCGCUCAAUGGCAAGGAUCCUCUGGCGGACGAGCCGCGGCGUUUUUCUGUGGAUCAUUAUGGUUACUUGCUCAAAUCUGCAACAACGUCUCAGCGAACUCUGUAUCAUUUGCCAACGAUGUUGUUACCAUGUGCCCGAAAUGGAUCAACAUCAAGCGUGGGAUGAUCAUGUGUAUUCUCCUAGGCGGAUGGGCUCUAUGUCCCUGGAUUAUCAUCAAGAGCGGGAAGACUUUCCUUAGCUUUAUGGGUGCAUAUGCAAUUUUCAUGGCGCCCAUUGCGGGUAUUCUCUGCUGCGAUUACUGGGUCAUCAAGCGACGCAAAUACGACCUUGGCACUAAUUGGCGUGCUCUCCUAUGCAAUCUGUUCGUCAUUGUGCCGCUUCUCCCAGGGCUAGCACAUGCUGUGACACCGAAUAAUGUCAACCUCGAUGCGGGCCUGCAGCAUCUAUAUGCGAUCAACUAUCUUUAUGGGUUCAGUCUCUCCUUUACUCUUUACUUUGUGUUGAAUUAUGUCUGGCCUGAUCGAGCAACGCUGGUGCCUGCCGUGGUACCAGGUGUUGUUUGCCCUUUAAAUGCAGUGGAUUCGGAUUUAGAGGCAGAUGUGGGCACAGGAUAUCUGACGCAAUCAUCUACCAAAGCCAAGGCGUGA
Messenger RNA from Penicillium arizonense, 1584 nucleotides. Its product is annotated as nucleobase cation symporter-1 family protein. Lineage: Eukaryota; Fungi; Ascomycota; Eurotiomycetes; Eurotiales; Aspergillaceae. Gene Ontology annotation, biological process: transmembrane transport; nucleobase transport. The record is from RefSeq and is a predicted model, not a curated record. The transcript is spliced from 5 exons. Gene Ontology annotation, molecular function: nucleobase transmembrane transporter activity. Gene Ontology annotation, cellular component: plasma membrane. Bases 1 to 1584 code for a protein of 527 amino acids.